AACCCGACUAAUAAAAAUCCUCAAACACCCAACCAGCAAAACCCCAUUCUCUCUCUCUAACUCUGUAAACACACAGAUCAAAAUCUUAAAAAGCAAAAGCAAAAAUGGCAGUUCCGGCUAGACCUAAUGGACUUGAAGAUGAUGAAGAAGAAGGUAUAUUCGGGGAAGAAGAACUCGAGAUGGAUAUCAAUAUUGAUACAACUCCUCCACAUCUUCGUGCUCUAGCUGAGGCUGCUCAGCUCGGCAACGUCGACGCCCUUCGCCAUGCUCUAGAUAUUUUGACUGGGAAUAUCGAUGAACCCGUGGAAGACGGGGAUACCGCCCUCCACCUGACCUGUCUGUAUGGGUAUCUGCCUUGUGUCCAGUUACUUUUGGAGAGGGGAGCUAGCAUGGAGGCUAAGGAUGAGGAUGGUGCAAUUCCUAUUCACGAUGCUUGUGCAGGAGGAUUUGCUGAAAUUGUGCAGCUUCUAAUCAACUCUGCUGGCAACCCCGAUCUUGUUAACAAGAUGUUGAACACAGUUGAUGUGGAAGGUGACACACCUCUCCAUCAUGCGGCUAGAGGAGAACAUGUGGAAGUUGUGCGUCUAUUACUUGCAGCUGGAGCUUCUCCAACUAAAGCAAACAUCUAUGGGAAGCCUGUCGUUAACCAGGAUGAAAAAAAAGAGGUGUGUUUCGUCAUUGGCGUGGUGAUGGGAGUAGCGAGCUUGCGACAGGAGUAGCGAGCCAAUCAUGGGUUGCGACAGGAGUAGCGAGCUUGCGACAGGAGUAGCGAGCCAACUACAACGGACCGAUAGAAGACGAGCAGUACCAAGUUGGGUGACCGUUUGGAAAGUUGCGACUGAUAGGAAAAUUUCUCCUAAUGCGCCAGGGAGCGCAGGCCAUAACUCCAGAUGCGCAAUUCUAAUGAUAGUUGUCAGACCUUAAAGCUUCGUUUCUAGCUUCGCAAAUUCAUGUCCAUUUCCCCUUGUAAGAAUGCUUUGUAAGCAUGAUACAGCUUCCAAACUGAUCCAAUUUGCCCUUGCUCUGUGAAGGAUAUAAAGCGUUGAAGGCUAAUGCCAAUGCGUUGUAUGCAUCAGUGGCUUCUGAGUACUUCCCAGGCAUGCCUUAGACUCAUGCAUAGCCUAUUUCCACAUACUUAAUUUGGCUCGGUCCUUGAGCUGAAAUGUACGCACACAUCCUGCUUGUCGCAAGGGUGCAUAAGUCAGUCUCAUAUCGUACUUUCCUUGCAUGUAAUGUCAAUGGCUUAUGCAAGCUCGCCCUUACUUGCAUUAGCGGACAGUUUCCCUUCCUAGCCAUGCCUAAUGUCAAUGGGUUCACACCUACUUUGAACAGCUUGAUAGGCAGUUGAGCAUCCAAGGAAUGAAAUGCAAUUACCCCUAUUAAGUACUAGGUAUCACCCCGGCCUACGGCUGGGGCUCAACCUCUUACGAUUUCAUUUUGUUGUUUUGUUUGCCGGUUUGUACCCCUCAAUAUUUGUUCUUAUGAAUUCACAAUUCCAAAAAUUGUAUUCUUAU
This is a messenger RNA of Papaver somniferum (opium poppy), 1514 nucleotides long. Its product is annotated as tankyrase-2-like. Gene Ontology annotation, biological process: protein ubiquitination; positive regulation of protein catabolic process. Gene Ontology annotation, molecular function: protein binding. Bases 105 to 719 code for a protein of 204 amino acids. NCBI's taxonomy places the organism in Eukaryota, Viridiplantae, Streptophyta, Magnoliopsida, Ranunculales, Papaveraceae. The transcript is spliced from 6 exons. The record is from RefSeq and is a predicted model, not a curated record.